AUGAUUUCUCCAGAGUCUUCUCUCUUCGGAAACCACCGAACCGGCGUUGAAAACGACUCUGACGACGCAUCCAACAACAUGUCCAAAAAGAGUCUAGUGAAUCCUUUCCACAUCGACGUUGAAGAUGAUGGAGAGUCAACGAUGUCUCCAGGCUCUCCAGUCUCUCCAUUUGCAACUUUGACAGACUCAAUGUCUUCAUCUCAGUCUUUCACUGUAUCCUCGCAAGAGGGAAGCACAUUGGAUAUAAAGCUCCACCUCGGCAUCACUUCUGACGAAUCAAGUGUCAACUAUGUCCGCAUCCCAGACUUCUUCUCUUCGAUUAUGUCUGUGAAACCCGCCAUCAACAUCAAUUAUGAACACGUGAAGAAGGAAGCCGACAGUUGGAUUGCUAAAAUUCUCCAUCUCAGUGAAGCUCAAGCUCGAAGAAACGUCCAGGCUAACUUCGCGUUCAUGAAUGCGAUGUGGGUCCCAUACGCUGAUGCGGAGGCAUACCGAACGAUGGUCGACUGGAACAACUGGGUUUUUGCCUUUGAUGACCAAUUUGAUGAGGGUCAUCUGAAAGACGACCCUAUCAAGGCCGUGGAGGAGUUGCAUGCCACCUUUGCGGUGCUUGAGGACACCCAGGCCCCAGUUCAACUGCAUGACAACUCAAUUAGGUAUGUCUUCCAGACUGUCUGGGAUCGGCUCAAGAAGAGAUCUACGAAAGAGUUGCAGAGGCGUUACAAGGCCUCAAUUAGAUACUACUUCUCGGGUCUGCUGAGUCAAGUUGGAGUUGAAACCUCCAAGUCAGCCAUGACCCUGACAGUCGAUGAGUACAUGGGAUUCCGAAGAGGGACUAUUGGAUGUCAGCCAUCUUAUGUGCUUGUUGAAUUUUGCCACGGCAUCAUUGUACCCUCAGAGGUCAUAGACGACGAGAGCUUGCAAGAGUGCAGGCGUAUCUCGGCUGAUCUAGUAAUUCUUGUCAAUGACAUCUUGUCAUAUCGCAAAGAUUUGGAACAAGGUGUACAGCACAACCUCAUCGCCUUGCUGAAGUCCCAGGGGCACUCUACCCAGGAAGCCAUUGACGAGAUCGGAGACAUGAUCGACGAAUGCUAUCGGGAUUGGUAUCUUGCUUUGUCGAAGAUGCCAAUCUGCGGAGAGAAGAUCGACCAAGAGGUCAUUCGGUACCUCAAUGGCUGCCGCGACGUCGCGCUUGGCAAUCUUCACUGGAGUUACGAGAGCGGACGGUACCUUGGCGAUGAAGGCGCUCUGGUCAGACAGACAAGAACCUUGCGGUUGCCCGAAGCCUGA
Molecule: messenger RNA, 1290 nt
Organism: Colletotrichum godetiae
Lineage: Eukaryota; Fungi; Ascomycota; Sordariomycetes; Glomerellales; Glomerellaceae
Product: isoprenoid synthase domain-containing protein
Exons: 10
Coding region: 1-1290 (429 amino acids)
Source: RefSeq, a predicted model, not a curated record